CGCUAGUUUUCUUUCUCUUCUUUUCAUCAACAACUGUUGUUAGGAGUAUAGUACGUAUCGCCUGUGCCCACACGGACACCCUUACGACCAGGACGGCCCACACGCCGAUUGAUGGCCCUGCCAGUGCUGGCAGGGCGCCGUUGGAAUCACUCGGAUCGACAAUCGAAGCCAUUCGAAGCUGUUCAUCAUAACACGGCGGCAAUCCAGCCAGAGUAUGGCACUACGGCAAUCUCGCUGUGGGUGCGAGGAAUCACCCUCCCAGACAUCCACGAAGUGGUGGGACGACGCCAGCACCGGAUCGUUGCUGGUGGAUCGACGACGUCAGAGGACUACCGGCACCAGUGCCGCCAGCACGCGAUCCCGUCUGGCGACAAGGCCCUGGACGGUAUUGGCGACGUGUGGACGUCGUCCCUACAGUCUACGCCUAGUGCCGUCUGCCUACACCCCCAAACCAGCCCCAAAUCACCCGGUGGGUCCCCUGAAAUGAGAGCCAGGCCCAAAUUUUUUGUUUGUUUUUCUGCCGAGAUUCACAAACAUGAUAGCCGAAUCCUUAGUGGAAGAGGGUUGGGCCACGGAUCGACACUGGUGGCACGAAACGCUCUUGGGGUGCUGACACCGACCCGUCGUCCACCACAAUACCCGCUUGAAACACCAGCGCGCCGUGCGCAAACUCACUUUGGUCGUCCAGUUUUUCUCCAUCACCGAACCCAUACUAACAUCUAGGUUAUUUGAUCUUGACUUGCAUAAAAUGGUUCCUCCUCCUGCUGAAAUCCGUAGAAAAUUAGUCAUUGUUGGUGACGGUGCUUGUGGUAAGACAUGUUUGUUGAUUGUGUUCUCCAAGGGUACCUUCCCUGAAGUCUACGUCCCUACUGUUUUCGAAAACUACGUCGCUGACGUCGAAGUCGAUGGCAGAAAGGUUGAAUUGGCAUUAUGGGAUACUGCUGGCCAAGAAGAUUACGAUAGAUUGAGACCUUUGUCCUACCCAGACUCCAACGUCAUUUUGAUCUGUUUCUCGGUGGAUUCUCCUGACUCGUUGGAUAACGUCUUGGAAAAGUGGAUCUCCGAAGUUUUACAUUUCUGUCAAGGUGUUCCAAACAUCUUGGUCGGUUGUAAGUCCGACUUGAGAAACGACCCAGCCACCAUCGAACAAUUAAGACAACAACAACAACAACCAGUUUCUACAUCUGA
Molecule: messenger RNA, 1188 nt
Organism: Suhomyces tanzawaensis NRRL Y-17324
Lineage: Eukaryota; Fungi; Ascomycota; Pichiomycetes; Serinales; Debaryomycetaceae
Exons: 1
Coding region: 112-723 (203 amino acids)
Source: RefSeq, a predicted model, not a curated record